CCAUGGCGCUUUAGGACACCCUAGCGCGAGGGCAAAAAAGCGGGCGUUCUCCCGCGUAGGAUUCUGGAACGAAGACAAGAGCUUCAAAUGCGGGGAACCAACGCCGCCUGUGCUCCUCCUCUCAGCGUCGUCGUUCUUAGGCGGCUGUGGCUCCGUUAGAGUUCGUUGGUUGAACUCAAGGGUGAGUCUGUCGGUCGUGUCGCUUGGCGGGCACGUUCUCUCUUGACUCGUUGAGGCUGUAUUGUUCGGUGCUUCAAAAAGAAAGAGAGAGAGAGAGGUUUAAAAGCUCCACACUUCCCUGGGUCUUGUCUGCAAAACAAAUUCGUGCAUCCACCAGGUGGGCCAAAAUGGCGAGCGACUGGCCUCAGGCUUCUAGAGUACCUAGUUUUGCCCAGAUGCUAAAGAAGAAUUUGCCUGCCCAGCCAUCUCCUCACCCUUCUGUUCCGUCCUCUGCUCACUUGUUUCUUCAGGCAGAGAAUGCCAAACCGAUGUUUAUAUCCGCAGAAACGUCUAAUGUUUCAACUCUAGCAUCUAAGGUGACAAAUAUCACAGGUCAAGUUCCUGACUGUCAAUAUUCUAAAGCAGGACCCAUUGUUCCAAUCACUUCACUUCCUCCAAAGAAAAUUCCAAAAGAAUUUAUCACAAAAUAUAAACGAGGGGAUAUAAAUCCAGUGUCAGCUUUGCAUCAGUUUGCACAGAUGCAGCGUGUACAGCUUGAAUUAAAGGAAACUGUGGCAACAGGUAAUCUCUUGGGAACUUACUUUGCUUUUUGUGCUGUGGUUGAUGGCAUCCAGUAUAAGACUGGAUUGGGACAGAACAAAAAAGAAUCCAAAUCAAAUGCAGCAAAACUUGCUCUUGAUGAAUUGCUACAGUUGGAGGAGACAGAACCAAAAGCUUUAGAAAAUCCAGGUCCUCCCAGGAUUCUUUCAGAACCCGCAGUUGUAUCUGAACCUCAAACAACUGAAUCUGGCUACAUUUCAAAGAUUCCUUAUGAAGGGCGGCACCUUGCAUAUGAAAAAAUUUCUCAAGCUGUCAAGGAAACAUUCAACAGUUUGACUAUUAAAUAUCCAGAGUACCAGAGUUGUAGCAGUUCACUGGCUGCUUUCAUAAUUGAAAGAGUUAGACAGCAUGAAGUGGUAGCUAUUGGAACAGGUGAAUUCAACUAUAGUCAGUGUGGACAUCCAGAUGGGAGAGUAUUGCAUGACUCUCAUGCUGUUGUUACUGCAAGGCGCUCACUUCUUAGGUAUUUUUAUAGACAGCUUUUACUUUACUACAGUAAAAAUGCUGCCAUGAUGGAUAAAUCCAUAUUUUGCAUUGAACCGUCAUCAAACCUGCUUGCUCUAAAGCCGAAUAUAAACAUUUUUCUCUACAUGAAUCAGCUGCCAAAAGGAUCUGCUCAGAUAAAGUCUAAGCUACGUCUCAAUCCAAAUUCUGCAUCUGCAUUUGAAGCUGAUGAAGAACUGUGUCUUCAUAUUGCUGUUGAAGGCAAGGUUUACCUCACUGUCUAUUGUCCUACUGAAAUUGCUAGAAUAAGCAGCAUGUCUGCUAGUGAUAAACUGACAAGAUGGGAAGUAUUGGGUGUUCAAGGAGCCUUACUGAGUCACUUCAUUCAGCCUGUUUAUGUUAGCAGGAUCCUUGUUGGGGAUGGGAACUGCCAUGAUACACGAGGAUUAGAAAUAGCUAUCAAACAACGUGUAGAUGAUGCACUCACUUCAAAACUGCCCAUGUUCUACCUGGUGAACAGACCUCACAUUAGUUUGGUAUCCGCUGCUUACCCUGUACAGGUAGACUUGGAAUGCAGAUCUCUUAGUGUGAAUUGGUCCCAAGGAGACUUGUCAUUGGAGGUCGUAGAUGGGUUAAAUGGGAAGACGACAGAAAGUUCACCCUUCAAAAGUGGCAUUUCAAUGGCAAGUCGUCUUUGCAAGGCUGCAAUGUUAAGUCGUUUCAAUUUAGUGGUUAAAGAAUCAAAGAAGGAUGAUUUACUUAAAGCAGGUACUUACCAUGAAGCAAAGAUUAUGGCAGAGUCCUACCAAGGAGCAAAAUAUUUGCUGAAAACCUACUUGGAGCAGCAUGGUUAUGGGUCUUGGAUUGUGAAGUCACCACGUAUUGAACAUUUCAGUAUGUAAAGAUUCAUUUAUCACUCUGACCUGUUGAAGUAGGUUAUUUCUCUGAGUAACUUUUUCAUUGGUUAUAGUUGUAGAUCAGUGUUGUUCAGUACAGUGUCAUCUGAUGGCUGAAAGAAUUGUACAUAAGCAAAAUAAAUAAGCUAACCUGUUAGCAUAGGCAGACCAUUUUUAUUUCUAACACUUUUGCCAGUAUAAAAAUACCUGUCAUUAAAAAAUAGCCGUCGUUUUAUGUGUGUUUUGUAUUUGUAGUGAUGUAUCUUUAAAUGGUUUCUCAUACUUUUUGGCUAUGAUAUAAGUGAGGUGGAGUAGUGAAAAAAGUAGAGAAUUGUGCAACUGACAAUUCCUUUGCUGUGAUCAGUACCUGUUUGGAAGGGCAAUGCAAAUUACCAUGUCAUCAACUUGCUUUAAAAAUUGGUUGCUUCUAUUCUGGCUUUAAAAGCCACAAUUCUCCUUAUUAAUCAUCAUGAAACCUUGUGGGCUACACCUUUUUUCAGUUGUGGGCACGCAAGUUUAUGCAGAAGACUGCUCAAAAUAGAUUUUUCUGGCAGAAAACCCCACAAACACAUUAUGAACCAAAUACAUGACCUGUUGAUGGUACAUUAUGGAAACAAGUGCGCAACUUGAAAUUUUUUCAAGCCAAGUAUUUUGUGCAUAAUUGUGUUUGCAUAUGGAAGCAACUUGAAAAUUGUAUCAGGUGUCUUAAAUAUUUAAUUUUCAAUUUGACUUCAGAAAUGAUGUUGACUACUUAAGGAUUUAGUGGGGAAAGGACAUUAAAACUGAAUGAUCUUAAUGACACACAGUUGUUAAGUAAAAUAAUUUACCCAGCUUGGUAAAAAGUGUGUGGUGCAUUAAUGUCAAGAACCAGCUCAAGAUGUUGCAAGCUCACAAAGGUUCUACUGCUUUUGUCAUCUAAAUGGUAUUAAGAUGGAAAACAUGCAACCAGUUGCCAAAACAAUGCUUAAUGCCAUUUCUUUAAAGUUUUGUGUUCCCCUUUAAGAGUUGAUUUAUAGAUGUCUUGCAUACCUUGGAAAAGACUUUUAUGGUGGUUAAGGGGUCCUCAUGAAUCUUCAUAAGCUAGCUUUGUGGAUCAAAAUGAAGGGUAUUUCAUGUAAAGUUCCCAGAAUACCCUUAGAAGUGGCUCCACAUAGAGCAGUAAAGUGCAUAUGACUUACUGGAUGGAGAAUCUUCAUGAUGUCUGCUAGCAGCAGAAUAGAGAUGGCUCUGUACAAUUCCGACAACUGUAACACACUUGCCACCUUCACGGUUACUGUCAUGAAUGAAGCAGGCUGAGCCACUGAAGAUCAGACUGAAGUUAUUCUGUAACUUUUUUUUUUUUAAAAAGGUGGUUCGACUUGCUAUAAGUGGAAAUGUCGCCUUAUCAUUUUUUUCUUUGUAAUGAGCAGGGUACCCUGCAUGGUGUCGUCCAGGUGUUGGGUUACAAUUCCCAUCAUCCCUGAUCAUUGCCCAUACUCUCUGGGGCUGAUGGGAGUUUUAUUCCAACAACAUCUUGAGGGCAUCACGUUGGCUACUCUGGAAUUGAUGUGUAUUCGAACAAAUUGAGCAAUGUUGUAGCCCAACUAAACCUUGGAUGUUUUUGUUAAAUUGUUUUUUCAAUAAAAGUUUGCUGUUGCUGCUGUGAAUCAUGA
This is a messenger RNA of Rhineura floridana, 3772 nucleotides long. It is a transcript of the gene ADAD1, whose product is annotated as adenosine deaminase domain containing 1. The record is from RefSeq and is a predicted model, not a curated record. Gene Ontology annotation, cellular component: nucleolus; cytoplasm. NCBI's taxonomy places the organism in Eukaryota, Metazoa, Chordata, Lepidosauria, Squamata, Rhineuridae. Gene Ontology annotation, biological process: adenosine to inosine editing; RNA processing. The transcript has 12 exons. Gene Ontology annotation, molecular function: double-stranded RNA adenosine deaminase activity; double-stranded RNA binding; tRNA-specific adenosine deaminase activity. The coding region runs from base 348 to 2126 and encodes 592 amino acids.